AGAUGCAAUUAAGUUCUACUUUUCACCAUUGUAUGGAACUAAUUUACAUAUACUUAUACUUCAACAAGUAUAACAAUGAAGACAAUUAAUUCAUUGUUUGGCCUCUUGUUCCUUCUCCUAAUUGCAUUUACCAUGAAGCCUGCCGUUGCUAGUGGUGUUCAUGACACAGAUGAUCGCAUGUUAGAAAAUGGAGGUGACUACUUCAUCUUACCUAGUUUUGAUGAAGAGGGUGGUGGAGUUACACUUGCUAGCAUUGGUGUGACACACCCUCUUGCAGUUGUUCAAUCUUCCUCAAAGAACCAUCUUGGCUUGCCAGCAUCAAUUAAAACUAAAGAAACAAUGAUCAUCUUCACUGAUGAAAUGGUAAGCAUUAAAUUCACCAAUGUUCCUGACUACAAUAAUGCGUCCACUUGGACGCUUGUUAUGGAUGAAUUUGUCAAGGUGUGGUAUGUGGGAAUUGGCAAUGUAGCUGAUUACCCUAGUCAUCGAAUUAAGACGGGAAAGUUCCAAAUUAAGGAGGAUAAUUUUGAUUACAAGCUUGUUUUCUGUGCUGAUGCCAACACCACAUCUUGUGAAGAUGUUGGGGUAUAUGUUGAUGGUGAACAAAAUAGACGUCUAGUUCUAUCUGAAGUAGGAGGAGUUGCUGUUAAGUUCAUGAAUGCAGAUAAAUCUCGUGUAGCAUUUGAUUGAGUAUUAUUUUCUGUCAUUAUAUAAUAAUUAUGCUUAGAUCAAUAAAGUAAUAAAGUUGAUUGAUCAAGGAAUAAGUCUUGGGUUAGGUUAGGUCCAGUGUUAUGUAAUUCAAAGAAUGCUUGAAUAUGUUUCUCGUCCAAUACUAUACCUGUUUCAUGAUUUCAGUUUUUAAUUAUUUUUUUGUCAGCUUUGGUCUAAUCCAGAAUCAAGGUGUAAUUCAGUUGAUUAAGUAAUAUACAUGAGUUGUUGUAAA
Molecule: messenger RNA, 943 nt
Organism: Glycine soja
Lineage: Eukaryota; Viridiplantae; Streptophyta; Magnoliopsida; Fabales; Fabaceae
Product: factor Xa inhibitor BuXI-like
Exons: 1
Coding region: 76-690 (204 amino acids)
Molecular function (GO): endopeptidase inhibitor activity
Source: RefSeq, a predicted model, not a curated record